Messenger RNA from Dufourea novaeangliae, 747 nucleotides. Its product is annotated as coiled-coil domain-containing protein 103. The record is from RefSeq and is a predicted model, not a curated record. Gene Ontology annotation, biological process: inner dynein arm assembly; determination of left/right symmetry; epithelial cilium movement involved in extracellular fluid movement. The transcript has 3 exons. The coding region runs from base 1 to 747 and encodes 248 amino acids. Lineage: Eukaryota; Metazoa; Arthropoda; Insecta; Hymenoptera; Halictidae. Gene Ontology annotation, cellular component: outer dynein arm.
AUGGAUAAAAUUUCAAAAAAUUCGAGUAAACUGACUACGCCGAUCGAUUAUAAAAGUUUGCAAAUGGACCUCGAAGAAGCGGUCAGAACAGACGAAACGUACAAGUUACAGAACGACGCGAAGCUUAGAGCAGUCGAACAGAAUGUGCCUACGUACGAGGACUUUCGCCAAAUGGUAAACGCCGCACAUCUCAGACCAUUGAAACGUGACGACUUCCAGCGUAACGGAUCUUGGAAUACUUUCGUCUGUGUUCGUAACCCGCACUGGACCCCGGCACAUGAACAAUUUGACGUGCAACGGUCCGAGGCAAAGAACAGUGAAGAUCUUCAGACGAACAAACUACCGUCCAACUGUGAACAGUUUAUUCGAGCUUGGAAAAAGAUCGACGAAUACGACGCGAAAUUUCGUUAUCUUCAAAGUCUCAAAAACGUCUUGGGAGACACCAUUUUUCAUACAGAAAUUCCUUCGACGUUGUUUGCCGAACUAAUAGACGUAUGCUUGCAAACUACUAAGGUCACGAACGAUAUCGAUAGCGUCGUUGAAAUUUUACGCGUCCUAAGCAAAUGCAAUCGAUUUCAACUGACGCUGCAUUUUAUGGGGGACAGCGAAAGGAAAACUUGCAUGCAAUUGUUUCAGUCUUUGAUCAUCCACGCAGAACAUCGAGACAAACAGCUUAUAGAGGCGAUCGAAUCACUGGGUAUAACUUACGGAAUCGCACAGCACGAUCUAAAGCAUCCUCAAAUAUAA